GUCGGACUAAAAUCUCAUCUUCUUCUCCUCUUUUUCUCCCCUUUUUUUUUUAAACCCAAAUUGAAUCCCCCAAAUUUCAAUCCCUCUUUUUGAUUUCUUCUUCAAAUUAACAAGAAGAAAUGCAGCAUCAACAGAGGAUGAAACAACAACAACAACACCAGCAGCAACAAUUGAUGCAACAAGUUCUUCUUCAACAACAACAGCAGCAACAAUCUAUGUUUCAUCCUGCUCUCUUAGCUCCUCCCCCAAUAGAGCCAAUCCCAAGUGGAAAUCUACCUCCUGGUUUUGAUUCGAGUACAUGCCGCAGUGUGUAUGUGGGCAACAUUCACUUUCAGGUUACAGAACCACUUCUACAAGAGGUUUUCGCAAGCACUGGUCCCCUUGAAGGAUGCAAGCUCAUCAGGAAAGAAAAGUCCUCGUAUGGGUUUGUUGACUACUUCGACCGCAGAUCUGCCGCACUUGCUAUUUUGAGUCUAAAUGGGAGGCAUUUGUUUGGGCAACCUAUUAAGGUAAACUGGGCCUAUGCCAGUGGUCAGAGAGAGGACACUUCAGGUCACUUCAAUAUUUUUGUUGGUGACCUUAGCCCUGAGGUUACAGAUGCUACCCUAUUUGCGUGCUUCUCGGUUUAUUCUAGUUGUUCAGAUGCAAGAGUUAUGUGGGAUCAGAAGACUGGGCGUUCGAGAGGGUUUGGUUUUGUUUCUUUCAGGAAUGAACAGGAAGCCCAAAGUGCAAUAAAUGAUUUGACUGGAAAGUGGCUUGGCAGCAGACAGAUACGGUGUAACUGGGCAACAAAAGGUGCUGGUGUCAACGACGAUAAACAGAACUUUGAUGCUAAAAGCAUGGCAGAACUCUCGAAUGGAACUUCAGAUGAUGGUCAAGAGAAGAAGAACGAAGAUGCUCCUGAAAAUAACCCACAAUACACCACAGUUUAUGUGGGCAACCUUGCUCCCGAGGUUACCCAGCUUGAUCUCCACCGCUUUUUUCAUGCUCUUGGAGCUGGAGUACUUGAAGAAGUUCGUGUCCAACGAGAUAAAGGGUUUGGUUUUGUGAGAUACAGUACCCACGAAGAAGCAGCUAUGGGCAUUCAGAUGGGCAAUGCUAACAUGCUCUACGGCAAGACAAUUAAGUGCUCAUGGGGUAGCAAACCCACUCCACCAGGAACAAUUUCCACCCCUCUCCCUCCUCCCGCUGUUGCUGCUGUCUCUCCCUAUCCCAGUCUUUCAACUGCUGACUUGUUGGCAUAUGAAAGACAGCUGGCAAUGAGCAAGAUGGGUGGCCCCCAAGCCGCCCUAAUGCACCACCACCAUCAUCAAGGUCAACACGCUCUUAAACACGCACAAUUGGGUAUGGGAGGAAGCCAGGUAAUGUAUGAUGGUGGAUAUCCGAAUGUAGCUGCUGCCCAGCAACUCAUGUAUUACCAGUAAGUGAUUCCCAGGCAGACAUUAUAUACCCCGGAUUCUUCUUUUCUGCAGUUGCAGUUGAAUCUAGGUUCUAUGCUAAUUUAGAUAUAGCCUUCUAUUUAAGCUGGUUUUUAUCCUGGACUAAGUUAAGGUGUUUGUCUAUCAAUGUAUGAAGUGAUGUUUUCACCAUUUCUAUGGAUAUAUUGUGUGUAGAUUUUUUAUAUUUUCUCUUAGGGAUUGGUAACUGGGAGUUGCCAUUCCCCUGGUUAGUGAUCUUAUAUGUGUUUUUCCAUUCAUAGUAGUACUGUGAUAUUAGUUAAUCUCGGACUUGAUCAUUUCCUC
Messenger RNA from Papaver somniferum (opium poppy), 1742 nucleotides. RefSeq names its product oligouridylate-binding protein 1-like. Gene Ontology annotation, molecular function: mRNA binding. The transcript is spliced from 12 exons. Lineage: Eukaryota; Viridiplantae; Streptophyta; Magnoliopsida; Ranunculales; Papaveraceae. The record is from RefSeq and is a predicted model, not a curated record. The coding region runs from base 120 to 1424 and encodes 434 amino acids.